This is a messenger RNA of Cuscuta epithymum, 1166 nucleotides long. NCBI's taxonomy places the organism in Eukaryota, Viridiplantae, Streptophyta, Magnoliopsida, Solanales, Convolvulaceae. The record is from the annotation of a GenBank genome assembly.
UUUGAAGCUGGCUGCUUGUCUUCUUCUUCUGCGUCUUAUUAGCGGCACAGGAGAAGAACCGUGCAUUGACUCUCGGCUUGGAGAAACAUCGAUUUCGGAAGUGCUUCGCCCAGACGGAGAGGGAGAAGGGCCGCAAUUCCUUUCUCUCUCGGGGAUUUCUGAAGACGCGUGAGAUCUUCCUGGAAUCGGCGGUUAUUGGGGCAACGCUGCUCCCGUCGAAUCUAUUGCUGCUUGGUCUCUCUGUAUCGCCGCCGCAGCCAUGGGAGCAGUGGUUGUCUUGGAUGUGAUAACAACGCUAAUUUGAUUUCAUCCUUCAACCAUACACCGAGAAGGCAGAAAACAAAAUAUUACAGAGAGCCAGUACCUAGCAGCAUAUCAGAAGAUUUCUGGACUACAAGCGCACGAGAUAUGGAUGGGAACACCAUUCAAUCACGUGGAAGCAUAUCCUCUAUUAGUACUUCAACCCAAGCACAUGAUGCUCACGGCAGUGGAAGUAUAAACGCCCCUUCUGAGUUUGUAAAUCAUGGACUUAUAUUAUGGAACCAAAUUAGACAGCAUUGGGUAGGAAGUAAAAAGCCGCAAAACCAGUCACAGCAGCCGUCGGAGCCCAAAUUAAACUGGAAUUCAACAUAUGAUAGUUUGCUUGGAAGCAACAAACCGUUCACGGAACCUAUUCCUCUUGGUGAAAUGGUAGAUUUCCUUGUGGAUAUUUGGGGCCAGGAUGGAAUGUAUGACUGAGCUGAUGUAAUCUAAGUUUGUCUGAUUCAUGGCCAAUAGGUGAUCAGCUCUUUCUGAACGGGAGUGCAUUUCGUCUGUACACAUUCAGAAUUCUGCUACUGAACUGGUCUUCUUUUUACUCCGUAUAUUAUAGACUCUAUUUAAAUACUCCGUACAAGGACUGCAGUAAAAAGCUGUAGUUCUUGGGUUCCAUAUGAAUCAUUUGUUUUGUUCCAUUUGAUAGAUACUGCAUGAGGUCAGUGCCGAACUUACUUUUGACCCUCAGCUCAUAUUCUACUACUAGUGGUGUAUGACUUGAUUCACUAACAAAUUUGUACGAUGAAAUUGAUAACAAAAUUUAUACUGAAGUUGCAAUUAUGGUAGAGUUGUUUGAACAUUUGACUCGGAACUUACGGAUCAUUGAAUAGUGUGACAAUUGUGUGUUUGAC